AUGUUAAAACACUACUUUGUUACACCACUUCUUUGCAUUGUGGUUGACAGCUUUCUCCCGUACUUCCCCUUCCCCACCAUCCCUUCAAAAAUCCUCACACGCUUCAUAAAGAAAUAUAUUUGUUCUAAUUCAAAGAACCCUGAUCGUCACCCCACAACCACCAUUAACGUCGUCGGUCUGGCGAAUGCAGGCAUCGGAAGUCAUCAGAGCGGGAAACUAAGCCCAAGGGCCAUAAAAGAAGCAGCUGACAGGACGGUGGUUGAAAUAGAGCUCCCAAGACAGCAAGCCAAAGGUUGCCUGAAUACAACAUUGAAAAUGACUUAUUUCCGAGAUGGAUUUAUGAAAUAUGUUGAAAAAAGGGUAUUUUCAUAUUGGGGAUUUGUAGCUUCAGGGUCACACAAAAGAUAUGGUGGAAACCAUGGGUCUUUAAAUCGGAGAUAA
Messenger RNA from Lactuca virosa, 441 nucleotides. Lineage: Eukaryota; Viridiplantae; Streptophyta; Magnoliopsida; Asterales; Asteraceae. The record is from the annotation of a GenBank genome assembly.